AUGGCAGGACGAGACUGGUCUGGACCCCACGUCUCAGAAGCGUCUUGGCCGUUAGUGCGGUCAAAAACAGCGCAAGGAGCAGUCCAGACCGACACCAUUGGCCAGCUGCGGUUGCGCAAGACUGGCGGUGGAUGGGGCCUGGAGCCGGGGUGGCUUGUCAGCCAGGUCACAGCGGGAUGUCAGCGAGAUCAGAAAGGUCGGGAUGCCGCUACCCUCAGUCGAGUGCUGAUCAGCGCGGCGAUUGCGGUGGACUGGAUUGACGCCAGCAACUCCGAGAUGAGGAAGAGUGGAAAGGGGACCAGAGCCGCCGUUCUUGACGAUGUUAGCCGCUAGCUGUGGCAGCAUGAUUUAAGUCCGUGUGGAGCGCGAGGAACAUGGUGGAUCCCAGCCAGGCUCAACUGGAA
Messenger RNA from Gaeumannomyces tritici R3-111a-1, 404 nucleotides. RefSeq lists its product as hypothetical. The transcript has a single exon. NCBI's taxonomy places the organism in Eukaryota, Fungi, Ascomycota, Sordariomycetes, Magnaporthales, Magnaporthaceae. Bases 1 to 333 code for a protein of 110 amino acids. The record is from RefSeq and is a predicted model, not a curated record.